AUGCACGACGGGAGAUUUAGCCAAGAUGAUACUAAAGAUAGCGUUGAAAAUGAGUCCUAUAUUAAUACCACAGUACUUAAUGCCCUUAUCUAUGAAUACCUGGUCAAGAAAAGAUAUGCUGGGACUGCAAAAGUAUUUAGAGUUGAAGGUGAUGUAACUCAGAUUAAUAUUACACAAGGAUCUUCAGCCCUUUUAGAUUGGUUUAUGGCCUUUAAUGAUUUGUAUAAUGUACGUUCUGGUCGGGCAGCACCUACUGGUCUAACUGGGAAGAUAGAUGCAGUACUUGGCAAGACUGGAUUAAGAGAUAGUGAUGGUAGUAGUAGUAGAUUGAGAGAUGGAAUGAGAGAUAGUGAGGCUGGCAGUACUAGCAGUGCAGGAGGAAGAAUGAGGGAUAGUGAUGGUAGUAGUAGUAGUAGAUUAAGAGAUGGACUGAGAGAUAGUGAGACUGGCAGAAGAAGUGGAGGUAAUAGUAGUAGUGGAGGUAAUAGUAGUGGUGGAGGAGGUUUAGGGAGUAAGAAAGGAGGAAGGGAAGGUGAUUUACUUAAUACUAUUUUAGAGAUAGACGAACCAGUGAGUCAGCCCCGGAAGACUCCUAGUGUACAAUUACCGGCUAAGGAAGUAUCUAGACUGGCUUUACACCAGCAGAAGAUUACUAGUAUGGCUAUUUGUCAACGGCGGAAGAUUUUAGUAGUUGGUAGUGCUAAUGCUUCUAUCUGUGUAGUUGAUUUGACUAAUUUAAGUGAUGUAGCUCGGUUUGAGCCCCAUACGAUGGCUAUUUCGCAAGUACGAAUUAAGGAGGGUAAAGAAGAAGGACUUAUUUUUGGUUCAGCAUCAUUAGAUAGGGAAGCUAAAGUUUAUAGGGCAAUUAGAGGUCCAGAAAAGAUAGAGGUUUCUUUAUUGUUAUCAUUACGUGGGCAUAGGUCAUCAGUAAAGGCCGUUGAUUUUAGUGAGAGUAAAGUGUAUACUAUAGGAAUAGAUGGAGAAUUAAGGAUGUGGAGUAUGGAGGGAGAAUGUGUAGCUUCUUUUGCUUUACGUAAAACUAUCAAAUCAAUGUUUGUUAAAUCUGAUGCGGCGGUUGUUAUUUGUGAUAUGACUGGAGUAGUUUUAUUCAAUCCGGAAUCAAUGGCAACUCCACGUGAUAUUGCUGAUCGAGCAGCUGUAGCUUCCUGUCGUACGCCUAGUGGUUCAGUCGUAGUAGUUACAGAUGCCGUUCUGAUCUUUAGUCCAGAUUUCCGGGAUGUCCGUAGUUUACCUUUACCAGCCGAACAUAUUCAAUCGGUCUGUCUAGUAGGCGAUCGACUCUUCCUAGGGGGAUACCAAGCAGUCUAUGAACUAACUGGCAAACGGGUAAGUCUCUUCCCAGCGCAUAAAGUUUCCGUCAGUGCUAUCGAAGGCACAAUUGUGAAUAACAAAACACUUCUCCUAUCUGGUUCACAAGAUGGAGAAGUUAAAAUCUGGGAGGUAGCCGAAAAGCAAAUCUAA
Molecule: messenger RNA, 1482 nt
Organism: Nematocida homosporus
Lineage: Eukaryota; Fungi; Microsporidia
Exons: 1
Coding region: 1-1482 (493 amino acids)
Cellular component (GO): small-subunit processome
Molecular function (GO): protein binding; snoRNA binding
Source: RefSeq, a predicted model, not a curated record